Molecule: messenger RNA, 1779 nt
Organism: Gracilinanus agilis (Agile Gracile Mouse Opossum)
Lineage: Eukaryota; Metazoa; Chordata; Mammalia; Didelphimorphia; Didelphidae
Gene: ZDHHC16
Product: zinc finger DHHC-type palmitoyltransferase 16
Exons: 11
Coding region: 122-1255 (377 amino acids)
Biological process (GO): protein palmitoylation
Cellular component (GO): Golgi apparatus
Molecular function (GO): palmitoyltransferase activity
Source: RefSeq, a predicted model, not a curated record
UGCGGUUUGGGGAUGGUGGGUUGGGCUGUUCGGGGCGGGGGUCGGCUUCGGCGGAGGCUGCAGUGAGCCGUGGAGGCUUCGGGGCUUGACUGAUUCGUUGCCCGGUAGGCAGGAGGAGGCCAUGCGAAGCCGCCGUUCCCUGUUGCUGGGGCCAGCACGCCUAGGCUUGCGUUUGCUUCUCCUCCUGGGCUAUAGACGCCGAUGCCCACCAUUACUUCGGAACCUUGUACUUCGUUGGCGCUAUGGAAAAGUUUGUAUGCGUUCUCUACUCUACAACUCUUUUGGGGGCAGCGACACUGUCAUCGACUCUGCAUUUGAGCCUGUGUACUGGCUUGUUGACAAUGUGAUCCGCUGGUUUGGUGUGGUCUUUGUGGCCCUGGUGAUUGUGCUGACGAGCUCCAUUGUGGUUAUUGCCUACCUGUGUGUCUUGCCCCUUAUCCUCCAUACCUACUCCGUCCCCCGAAUCUGCUGGCAUUUCGUCUACAGUCACUGGAACCUCAUUCUCAUUGUCUUCCACUACUACCAGGCCAUCACCACACCUCCUGGAUAUCCCCCCCAGGCUAAGACUGACCUUGCCACUGUGUCUAUCUGCAAGAAGUGCAUUUAUCCCAAACCAGCACGGACACACCACUGCAGCAUCUGUAACAGGUGUGUGCUAAAAAUGGAUCAUCACUGCCCUUGGUUGAACAACUGUGUGGGCCACUACAACCACCGGUACUUCUUCUCCUUCUGCUUCUUCAUGACCUUGGGCUGUGUGUACUGCAGCUUUGGCAGCUGGGACAUGUUCCGGGAAGCUUAUGCUGCCCUUGAGAAAAUGAAACAGCUCGACAGGAACAAACUACAGGUGGCUGCCAAUCAGACAUAUCACCAGACCCCACCACCUGCCUUCUCCUUCCGGGAAAGGAUGACUCACAAAAGCCUGGUGUACCUAUGGUUCCUGUGCAGCUCAGUGGCACUGGCCCUAGGGGCUCUGACUGUAUGGCAUGCUGUCCUCAUUAGCCGAGGGGAGACCAGUAUUGAGAGGCACAUCAACAAGAAGGAAAGGCAUCGGCUCUCUGCAAAGGGCAAAGUAUUCAGGAAUCCUUAUAACUAUGGCUGCUUAGACAACUGGAAGGUAUUCCUUGGUGUAAACACAAGAAGGCACUGGCUGACUCGUGUCCUGUUGCCUUCCAGUCAUCUGCCCUAUGGGAAUGGGAUGACCUGGGACCCCCCUCCCUAUGUGAUAACACCCCCAGACUCUGUACUGGCUGUGUGAACUGGGCUAUGGGUACAUACAGCCUCCAAGGCUAGUCCUACCUCCUCUAUGGUCUCAAGGGACUGGAGAUCUCUUUCAACCUAGAACAAGGUUUGGGUAGAUCUCUCUUUGGAACCACAAAACAAAAGAAAUCUAUCACACAGAAUGUUAGGGGAUCAACCUUUGGGCAUUAGAUAGGCAGUGUAACAUGGAAAACUCUAGGGCUAAAGUCCCUUUCACUCAGGCUAACAAGUUCCAGUAUCCAUGUUGCCAGGAUUCUAGAUGGAGGUAGAGCCUGUGCCCAAACUAAAACUGUUAAAAGAGACUCAGAUCUGGGUUAUAGCAUUGGUAUUGUGUACCACCACCCCACCCCCUACCAAAACGUGUGAGAAGAAAAUGGAAAAAGACCUUCGAAGACAGAAGUAGAUCCCUGGGUUCUUAAGAUGAAGGAAAAGGGGGUGAAGGGGUACCAGGGCUUUUACUGAGGUCACUGCCACUUUUCACACUCUGCUUACUGCAGAAAUAAAGGUAUUUCAUUUUGUAAA